This is a messenger RNA of Capsicum annuum, 510 nucleotides long. RefSeq lists its product as uncharacterized. NCBI's taxonomy places the organism in Eukaryota, Viridiplantae, Streptophyta, Magnoliopsida, Solanales, Solanaceae. The record is from RefSeq and is a predicted model, not a curated record. The transcript is spliced from 2 exons. Bases 1 to 510 code for a protein of 169 amino acids.
AUGGCGAUUACCACUCGUAGUGGUAAGGUGUUAUCUAGCACUUCUAUGGGCAAAGUUGUGGAGAAGGAGGUAAGUGUUGAUAAAUUGGAAGGAAGCAAUCUAGGGGAGUCUGAGAAGAUGGAUGGCUUUGUUGACAUAUCAGAGAAAGAAAACAACAAAAAAGAGGAACUAACUGUGAAUGUCCCAUUGAUGGAGGAACUUGAGCAAAUGCCGUACUAUGAUAAAUUUAUGAAGGAAUUACUAACAAAGAAGCGGAAGGUAAGUUGUGAGCCGGUGGACAACAUCCAUCACCGUGGUGCUGUGUCUUCAGAAUCCUUAGUGCAGAAAAAGCCUGAUCCUAGAGCAUUUACUAUACCGUGCACAGUUGGGUCCAUGAAUUUUACCAAAGCUUUAUGUGACAUAGUAUCAAGUAUAAAUCUGAUGCCGCUUGAUAUCUACAAAAAUCUUGGAUUGGGGGAGCCUACCUCCACAACGAUACAUCUUGUUAUGGCAGACAGAUCGGUGAAAUGA